Messenger RNA from Benincasa hispida (wax gourd), 913 nucleotides. The record is from RefSeq and is a predicted model, not a curated record. NCBI's taxonomy places the organism in Eukaryota, Viridiplantae, Streptophyta, Magnoliopsida, Cucurbitales, Cucurbitaceae.
AUGUAUCCUUCAAGAUGGUGCACUUCUUUAGGUUUACCAUUCUUAGGACAUGUUCGAAUUUUGGAUCGAUUACCCACUUGGACUUCAUGGGCUAUGAUACCAUAUCAGAUAAACAUCAAAUUAAACCCCCUUUUUUUUUGUUUGCAGGUGGCAAUUGAGACUAUCUAUGUUUCUGUUCAAUCUGUAAUUUAUAGUCUCAUUAUUUAUAGCAUGAUUGGAUUUGAGUGGAAAUUGGGGAAGUUUCUGCUGUUCUGUUACUUAGGUUUGAUGUGUUUCACAUACUUCACUCUGUAUGGGAUGAUGGUUGUAGCAUUGACUCCAAACCACCACAUUGCAGCCAUUGUCGUGUCCUUCUUUAUUGGCUUUUGGAACUUGUUCGCUGGUUUUCUCAUUCCUCGACCGGUAAUCCCCAUUUGGUGGAGAUGGUAUUAUUGGGCUAAUCCUGUGGCUUGGACUAUAUAUGGAAUUAUAGCUUCUCAAGUUGGUGACAGAGACAAUCUUGUUCAGAUACCAGGAUUUGGUAAUGUAGGAUUAAAGAUGUUCCUUAAAGAAGGGUUCGGGUACGACCACGACUUCAUCCCAGUUGUCGUCGCAACUCAUGUUGUCUGGGUUCUCAUCUUCUUCUUUGUGUUUGCCUAUGGAAUCAAAUUCCUUAACUUCCAAAGGAGAUAGGCAAUACUUGUUAUGUGGAAUUUGUUAGUUCAUUACAUUUUUACUUAUAGCCUUUGUAUCGUAGGAACUCAAUUAUUUCAGAGUGAUAAAUGAGGAAAGAAAACAAAUUCCCCUCUUUCCUUGCUCAUCUUUGUCCUCUUCACAGUGCCUAAAAGCACUUUUCACAUUUUGUGUGAUGUUUGACUUUGUAAUAAAAAAAUAUUUUUUUUCUAUCUAUAUUAUUUAUUUUUUGGUCUAGGGA